Messenger RNA from Haplochromis burtoni (Burton's mouthbrooder), 2411 nucleotides. It is a transcript of the gene tmc8, whose product is annotated as transmembrane channel-like 8. Gene Ontology annotation, molecular function: mechanosensitive monoatomic ion channel activity. The record is from RefSeq and is a predicted model, not a curated record. Gene Ontology annotation, cellular component: plasma membrane. Lineage: Eukaryota; Metazoa; Chordata; Actinopteri; Cichliformes; Cichlidae. The transcript is spliced from 16 exons. The coding region runs from base 295 to 2346 and encodes 683 amino acids.
CCUCGUUGUGAACAGAUCUGACAUAUUUCACCUGCAACAAAACAGUCAACCAUACACAGAGAGCUUGAGGAACAAACAAACUCCUGACCAGCCAUUCAGAGGUCUUCAUUUCAGCGUGACGGUGUGUGUGAUAUUUUUAAUGCAGAUAGCGGAAGUAACUUCUCUCUUCACACAACUUUAAGUUGCAUCUUGCACGGAGAAGCUUGAUGAAAUGCUAUCUAGAUGAAGUAAGAAGUUUGGAUACUUUUUACUUUUAUAUUUCAUUUUUGAUUAAAGAGGAAGUUCAAGGGGAAAAUGGAGGCGCACGAAAGUGUCGACUUUAAGAGGCUCAUGUCAGAGGAAAGCACAGUGUCCACCCUGUCUUCAGACUCAUGUGAGUACUAUCAGACUGAGAUAUUUGACCUGCUGCCCAGCAUUCAAGCUUCCCGACCUGAGCAGAACAGACAUGGCUUUUCGGAAGAGACCAACCAGGGUGGCCGAGAGGCCGGGGAAAAGAGUGGCCAGCUGUCCAGAGGACCCAGAGACAAAACAUCCAUGCAGCCACUCAGAAACUUGCCCAUGUGUAUUCAGGGAAAGAGGGGUGCCAAGGAAAGGAGGAAGCUGGAAAUCAAUGAUAUUAAUUUUUGGGAGUCCUGGAGGAAAACCCAGAGCACCAACAGGAAGAGGGUGAGGGAACAGAUAAAAGAAGCUCUGUCUGGCCUGGUGCCAUGGCGGCAGACCCUCCGGACCAUCGAAGGCAAGUUUGGAGUUGGGGUGAAGUCCUAUUUUGUUUUCCUCAGAUAUCUGAUUUACUUGAACCUGCUACACUGCGUUCUUAUCGGGGGUUUCAUUGUGGGUCCAUCAAUAUUUUAUCGCACUGACAAGUAUGAACCGUUAAUGUUUAAUGAAAGUGACUCUGCUUUAGAUUUCUUCUUGGGAACAGGCUACGUGAAUCGUUCCCUUGUCUUCUAUGGCUUUUAUACACGAGGAUCCCUGGAUCUAAAGUGCUUGAACACACCGUUGCUGUACCUCGCUGGAAUCUUCUCAGUCAUAUUUUUAAGUCUCAUUCUGGUGGUCCGCAGAACAACAGUCGGCUACAAGCACACCUGGAUGCUCGGGAAGCGUUACAGCAUGAACGUGAGCUAUAAGAUCUUCUGUGGCUGGGACUUCACCAUCCAGGAUCCCACUGCUGCCGCUCUCAAACACGGCUUCAUCAGAAAUGACCUCAAGCUUUUCCUGGAGGAGCAGAGUUUCUCUUUAAGGGCGGCUCAAAGGACACUUGGAGAGAAGGUCCGUCUCUACCUGCUCAGAAUCGUCCUGAACCUGAUUACUUUAUCUCUGCUUGGUGGAGCCUUUUACCUCAUCUACUUCGCCACACAAACAUCUCUGAAAAAGGAGAACUCUGGACACCACUGGUUGGUCAGUCUUCUCCUCCAGUAUUUUCCUCCCAUCACCAUCACCUUUGUCAAUCUAGUCCUGCCCCACAUCUUCCGUAAGAUCUCAUCUUUUGAAGAUUACUCCUUCACCAUGCAGGUGAAUGCCACGCUUUUGAGGAGCAUCUUCUUAAAGCUGGCCUCCUUGGGGAUCUAUUUAUUUUUUGUCUUCACAACAACUGAGCAAGAUGCCAAGUGCAAGGAGAACCAGUUUGGUAGAGAGAUGUACAAGCUGUCCAUCUUCAACUUCCUCGCAACUUUCUUCAGUGUCUUUUUCUUUAACUACCCCAGGAAGUUGGUACAAGAGACGUAUCCAAGAUCCUCGCUGGCCCGAAUAUCAGGGAAACAGCGCUUCCUGAUACCAUUCAAUGUGCUGGACCUUGUUUACAGUCAGACUGUAUCCUGGGUGGGAGUCUAUUACUGCCCUCUGCUGCCUGUCAUAGGAAUCGUUUCAUUGGUUGUCACGUUCUACGUUAAAAAGUUCAAUGUCAUGCGGUGUUGUGUGCCAGAGCAGCGGAUGUUUCGAGGGUCCAGCUCUUCAGUUUUGUUCCAUUUCAUGUUGCUGCUUGGUCUCUUCAUGUGUGCAGCGACACUGGGCUUCAACCACUAUCCGCUACAAAGCACUGAGGGCAGAAAUGCGUCCUCCUGUGGUCCAUUUAGAAAUGAACAAACAAUGUUCACUGUGACUGGAGGCUGUGUGAAAAGUCUCCCCAGCCCAGCCCAGACCGCUAUCCGCUACCUGACUUCUGAGGCCUUCGCCCUACCACUAAUACUAGCAGAGAUCAUAUUCUUAACCUCGUAUGUGUCUCGGAGACGAGCCAAUCAGAGGGCCAUUGAGAGACUGAAAGACAUGCUAGUUAUGAGCAGCUCUGAUAAGCGUUUCCUGGUGAAGCAGCACGCCACGAUGCUGAGACAGCGAAAUAAGCACCACUGAGCUCUUUCUGCGGUCAUUGAAGAGGACGUCACGCUCAGUCACUAAAAACAUCCCAUCUAUGCUUU